CGGGCUCGCGGCCCGGAAGCGGAAACGAAUGUCCAUUUCCGGGCGGCUGAUUCGAGGGCUUGUUUUGUCCCAAGCAACGCCUCAGACGGGUUGCAACCUGUAGGGCCAUGCCUUCCGAAGGCCGCUGCUGGGAGACCCUGCAGGCGCUGCGCAGUUCUGACAAAGGCCGCCUCUCCUACCACCGUGACUGGCCGCUGCGAGGCGAGGAUAUUUUAGAAGAAUGUAUGUCUCUUCCGAAGCUAUCUGCUUACUCCGGAUGGGUGGUAGAUCAUGUCUUACCCCAUACAGAAGAGAACUCACUACCCUCUGAGACAUCAACAUCGUCUGAAUCUACUUCAGCCCUAGACCAACCCUCAUUUGUUCCCAAAUCUCCUAUCAGAAACCCUGCAUUCUCAACAGCUUCCCUCACAAUGCCAGAUGGAACCAAGGGCAAACAUGAAUCCCAGCAUAUGGAAUCUAUGCUGCUUCAGUCCUCCCGGGGCAUCAAAGUGGAAGGCUGCAUCCGGAUGUAUGAGUUGGUACACAGAAUGAAAGGAACAGAGGGCCUGAGGCAAUGGCAGGAGGAACAGGAGAGGAAGGUGCGAGCCCUCUCUGAGAUGGCAUCUGAACAACUGAAGAGGUUUGAUGAACGGAAGGAAUUGAAGCAGCAUAAAGAAUUCCAGGACUUACGGGAUGUCAUGGAGAAGAGUACCAGAGAAGCCCUGGGGCACCAGGAGAAGCUGAAAGCUGAGCACCGACACAGAGCAAAGAUUCUGAACCUGAAGCUGCGGGAGGCAGAGCAACAGCGCCUGAAGCAAGUGGAGCAGGAGCGACUUCGGAAGGAAGAAGGCCAGAUCCGCCUGCGGAGCCUCUAUGCACUGCAGGAGGAGAUGCUGCACCUCAACCAGCAGCUGGACUCCUCCAGCCAUCACAAAGACCUGCUCAAGAUAGACCUGUCUGCCUUCUGGACCCGAGGCAAUCAGCUGUGCAGCCUCAUCUCAGGGAUCAUUCGGACAGCUUCUGAGAAUGACUUUCCUACAGCAGAGGACCAAGCUAUGGCUGAGCAAGCUCUGCAGGAAAUGCAGGACCUCCUUACAAACUUGCAGCAGGAGAUCACCAGAGCCUGUGAAGACAAGCGAAGGCAGGAUGAAGAGGAGGCUGUCCAGGUAAAACAGCAAGAAUCACAGGCGCAGCAGAGGCCAGAGGUCCAGAAAGAGUCCCCAGCUCCCAGCCAGGGCCCAGGAGGGAAACAGAAUGAAGAUCUCCAGCUGAAAGUACAAGACAGUACGAUGCAGUGGUACCAGCAGCUGCAGGAUGCUUCCAGUCAGUGUGUGUUGGCCUUUGAGGGACUGACCAGCAGCAAGGACAGUCAGACCAAAAAGAUAAAGAUGGACCUCCAGAAGGCUGCCACCAUCCCAGUGAGCCAAAUUUCCACCAUUGCAGGCUCGAAGCUGAAGGAAAUCUUCGACAAGAUCCACAGCUUGCUCUCUGGAAAACCUGUUCAGUCUGCUGGACGCUCUGUGUCUGUCACACUUAACCCACAGGGACUGGACUUUGUCCAAUACAAACUGGCAGAGAAAUUUGUGAAACAAGGAGAGGAAGAGGUAGCCUCUCAUCAUGAAGCAGCAUUCCCCAUCGCAGUUGUGGCAUCUGGGAUCUGGGAACUCCACCCUAGAGUGGGGGACCUCAUUCUUGCUCAUCUACAUAAGAAGUGUCCUUACUCAGUUCCUUUCUAUCCACCUUUCAAGGAGGGAAUGGCUUUGGAAGACUAUCAGAGGAUGCUUGGCUACCAAGUAAAGGAUUCCAAAAUGGAACAGCAGGACAACUUUCUAAAACGCAUGUCUGGGAUGAUCCGUCUCUAUGCUGCCAUCAUCCAGCUCCGGUGGCCAUAUGGAAACCGACAAGAGAUUCACCCUCAUGGCUUAAACCAUGGCUGGCGCUGGUUGGCACAGAUCUUAAACAUGGAGCCCCUGUCAGAUGUGACAGCCACCCUACUCUUUGACUUCUUGGAGGUGUGUGGCAAUGCCCUCAUGAAGCAAUACCAGGUCCAGUUCUGGAAGAUGCUACUUCUCAUCAAAGAAGACUACUUCCCCAGAAUUGAAGCCAUCACAAGCUCAGGACAGAUGGGUUCCUUCAUACGCCUCAAACAGUUCUUGGAGAAAUGUUUGCAGCGCAAGGAGAUUCCUCUCCCCAAGGGCUUUCUGACAUCUUCCUUCUGGCGCUCCUGAUGUCAGCUCCAUCAUCGCCCAUCGUCACUAUUAUGUUGCUCAAUUUACAAAGAGACAAUAAUAAAACAACUGAAGACGGCUGUAUUUGGGAGAAGUCAUGUCAGAUUUAGAAAUCUAUCAGUAUAUGUUUUUAUAUACUUGUAUUGUAUGGCCAGGAGAGGGGAUUUUCAUGGGUCACAAAAUCUAGGAGGUCCCUUAGUAGAUUUGGUAGCUUCUCAAGAGGUUCACAUGAGAGCGUAAAUUGUAUUGGCCUUACUCAGUUCUGUGAAGGUUAUUAGAAAUUAUGAGAAGAGGUGUUUAGCACUUACUCUUAUCCUUUAUUUCCUUUGUCUCUAGUAUAUUUCAGAAAAUAGGUGAUAACUUUAUUUAACUCUCAGCUGGAGUCCACCACUUUCACUCUUCUUCCCACCCCUAUUCAAAUGAAUUCCCAGGAAGAGCAAAGACUCAUGAGGUCCCCCUUUAAAAUGUACUUUAAUAGUUGAGGACCAAAUCUUUACAUGCAAGUUUGGGUUAUGGUUGGUUUGCCUUCCUCAGCUUGUGAAGUAGAUGUAAAUUCAGGGGAAAAGUGUUAUGUAGACAUGGACUACAGCCAGACUGCAUCAGGGAUGGCUGAGUGUCUGGGAUUAGGACUGUUAACACGUGUUAUGUUGAACUAAGAAGCACUGUUUGUUCUCUUAAUGGAUGCUAGGGAUGCAUGACCCAGGGUAGGUACCUAUUUUUUUGUUUUUCAGUUUCCAGUAAGAUGGGCUGAGAUGGAGCUUUCAACAUUAUACAUGACCUGAACAUCUAUAAGUAAUGAAUCAGGGUUAAAUAAGGAUGUUAGGGAGGAAUUGAAACUGCAUUACCAUUUUUCACAUGUUCUGAAUAAUGAAAGAUGAUAAAUUUGCCUGACGAAAGCCACUGAAAAAUCCAGAGCUUGGCUAUUCAGCUAAGAGAUGAGGUUUGUUUUAUCAGAGGCAGCAGCCAUGGAUGUUUUCCUCUAUGCUAAAUGUCAUGUAUUUGGGUGGGUGUGUAUGUGGGUGGGCGGGUGUUCACUAUACUCUGGAGUGACUUAAAGUCACCCAUUCUAUGAAUUGUUGACUGCAGUGCCAAAAAUUGAGUAAUAAAGCUUGAUCUUUUUAAAACCCACUGCUGACAUAUAGUUGGUUCAGUAUGAUGAAUUUCCUGUGCCUUGAGCUAUGUAAAUCAUUAGCGUCAUGGCAGUGCACAAGACUAGGUAUGUAGUAUGCAUUUUUCCUCUUUUUUUUUUUUUUUGUCUUCUUGAUCUUCACCUUGGACAAAUUGUUUCUUUUUCUGUCAUUCCUUUUUUGGAAGUAUGCAGCAAUAAGUGACCCUAUUUUAUCUAGGAGACGUGAUAGUAUUAAAGUCUUUUAACGUAGACAAUGGAAUGAACACUGUGGAAGGAGUCAGGAGACCUGUGCUCAAUUCACUUUUAGGUUUUGUGGCCUUGGGUAGGUCAUUUACCCUCUCUGAACCUCAGUACCCCCACCCCCCACCUGUAAAACUAAAGAAUUGGACUAGUCACUAGAUCAGUAGUUUUGAAAUUGUUCUCUGUAGCAGUGUCUUAGGACUGAGCUUCUCAGCUGGCGUGUUAAUGACGCGCUGAUCUUAAGCCCAUGGGGUUCCCAGAAGUGGCCUUCAAUAGACGGAGCCCCCAGGCCAGCUGACAUUUUCACUUUUUCUCUUUACCUGUGCCUUACAAAUAGCAUCAUUUUCUGUGUGUAUCAUGUAAGGGAACAGAUUGGGAAGUACCAACUUAAGGAAGAGAGGGGUGUUGAGUGUUGCAUUGACAUGGCUCAGCCCUACCGUCAGUGAACGUACGGAGGUUUUGUGCAGAUUAGAAAAAGGCAUCCCUUCCUUCAACAUACUGCUUCCAUCUGCUGGAAUAUUAUCUUACUAAUAAUUAUAAAAAUCUAUGAUACUGGGAGGUAUGUGGUACCCAUUAGAGUUGUGCAGUUCACAUUUUACACAGCCAUUAAGUGGGGCCCUAAUGGAGCUCUGGGAUCCUCUCUGCCGUAACAUUUCUGCCUUAUGUGCUUUAUAUAUUUGGGUUCCAUGUAAGAUUAUAUAUGGGAAAAAGUUCUACUGCUAAAAAUGAAAUGUGAAAAAUCACUGGACAAAGUGAUCUCUAAAGUCACUUCCACUUUGAAUUUCUACCACCCCACAGAAAACACCUCUCAUAAUAUUUGAAUAUUCUUUCUCUAGAUAUAAUUAACAGUCUUGCAUAUGUCAUUCGAUGUUUGGUAUUCUUCAUGAAUCUCAACAGUAAACCAAGAAAGGAGAACACUUGGGAGGCCAGGUUUUUGAUAACUCACUGACAGUGUCACCCUCAUAGAUAAUGAUUCUAGCGGAUAAGAUGUAACUCCUGAUGGGUAGUAGCAUCAGAUUAUUUAAAGUAGAAUACUAAGGGCAGCAUUUAGUUUUUAAUUCUAGUACUUUCAAGCUUGACCUCAUUUCUCAGGCUGAGUGCCCAUAUUUUUGUCAUAUCAUUGUCCUACAUCAUCUUAAAGCAAACUUGAUGAAUUGAAAAUUCCAGUAAGACAGAAACUCUACACAUCCCUUGUAUAGAAGAAAUGAAUUGUUCUUCUGGGGAUUUCCCACCCAGGCCCUAGGAGCCUUCUACUUCUCAAGCUUCCUAUGAUGAUAGCAGUGACAUAAUUAGGUUUGGAUGUCUUAUCUCAGUGCCAGGACAGCCAAAAUGGAGCCACAGAACUUCUUACAGAUGCCUUGUCAGAGCUGGUCAUUCACCUGCCUUUCCUCUGUUCCGUCUAAUAAAUCCCUGGUAUUAGAUUUCCUGUGGACCUGUAGAAAGCAGAUGAGUUGUAGACCUCCACCUCUAUGAUUAAUUUACAAAAACAUCCACUAUAUAGGAACUUAUCCUCUAGUUUACAACCAGGCUCUAUUUUAUUUUUUUAAUAUCAGUUUACACAGAUUUAUGUAUUCAAGAAACUUUUUUUAAACUCCUUCGGGAUGCUUAUAUUAAAUGCAACACAUGGUCCUGGAUUGGAACCUGGACCAGAAAAAAAGAAUUUUCGUUUUUUGCUAUGAAGAACCUUGGGAUAAUAUGCAAAACUUGAAUAAAGUCUAUAUUAGGUAAUAGUAUUAAGUCAACAUUAAUUUCAUGAUAGUCAUAAUUGUACUAUGGUUAUGAAAAUAAAUGUCCUUGCUCUUAGGAGAUAUGCAUGGAAGUACUUAGGGAUAAAUGGACAUAUCUGCAACAUAUUCUCAAAUGGUUCAAGGGGAAAUACAUCAAAUACAUAUACAUACAUAGAAUGAUAAAGCAAACAGUAAAAUGUUAACAACUGGGGAAUCUGGGUGAAGGGUAUAUGGAAGUUCUUUCUACUAUUCAUGUAACUUUUAUGUAAAUUAAAAAUUAUUUCAAAAUUAAAAGAUACUCCUUUCCCUCCCCCCUCAAAAGAAAAAGAUUUUUACUUUUCAGAAAAAGUUCUGAUGAGAUAACAAAAUCGAACUCCAGCACCUACAACCCUGAAAGGAAGACCCUGGUGGCUAAGGAAGGAGCCCUGCUGGUGCAGUGGUUAAAGCUCUCGGCUGCUAACUGAAAGGUUGGCAGUUUAAAACCACCAGCCGCUCCAU
Trichechus manatus latirostris (Florida manatee) is the source of this 5801-nucleotide messenger RNA. RefSeq names its product GLE1 RNA export mediator (gene GLE1). The transcript has 16 exons. Gene Ontology annotation, biological process: poly(A)+ mRNA export from nucleus. Lineage: Eukaryota; Metazoa; Chordata; Mammalia; Sirenia; Trichechidae. Gene Ontology annotation, cellular component: cytoplasm; nuclear pore; nuclear pore cytoplasmic filaments. The record is from RefSeq and is a predicted model, not a curated record. The coding region runs from base 108 to 2207 and encodes 699 amino acids. Gene Ontology annotation, molecular function: inositol hexakisphosphate binding; translation initiation factor binding; phospholipid binding.